AUGAGCCAAGACCUGUGGUACAGAUACGAGCGCAAAAACAUCUGGUCGAUACCUGAAAAGAUCGAGCCACGGUCGCCCAAGAACAACGUGCCCUGCGGCGCCAUCCGUGCCGAAGUUCCCUUGCCACGGCAGCCGGAGUUGCCUCUCCCAGCCAGCCCGAGCCCUGCGGAAGAAUCCCUGGCCGACUACCUUGGCCUUGGCCUCGAUGAUGACUUUGAGCCGAGUAGUCCGUACUACACGCCCGCCCAUGAACGCAUGGAAGAUGUGGCCGUUCUAUGCAAACAAUGUCCGUUGACAUGGACGAUAUGGUAA
Aphanomyces astaci is the source of this 312-nucleotide messenger RNA. RefSeq lists its product as hypothetical. The transcript has a single exon. Lineage: Eukaryota; Oomycota; Saprolegniomycetes; Saprolegniales; Verrucalvaceae. The record is from RefSeq and is a predicted model, not a curated record. Bases 1 to 312 code for a protein of 103 amino acids.